Physcomitrium patens is the source of this 2259-nucleotide messenger RNA. NCBI's taxonomy places the organism in Eukaryota, Viridiplantae, Streptophyta, Bryopsida, Funariales, Funariaceae. The record is from RefSeq and is a predicted model, not a curated record.
UCACUAUUCGAGUUGUACACUCUGCAGGAAUCAACUUUACACGUACUCUCGUGAGUCAAAAGGGCCAUCAGCACUAAGUAUUGAACCAACAUCCUGAUUUGCUCACAAUCCGAAGUUGAGGCGGAAAUCAAGCUCCAACUUGGAUGGCUCCUCCAAACCUGGAACUGGUGCUCCUGUAGAAUGUCAGAUGCAGUGUGUCUCGAGGAGCAUGUGAAGCAGAGGAAACAAUGAAUGUUGGACGAAGAAGAACUGAAGCAGGAGAGGAAGUUUCUGGAUGCGCUUAUCGGCACACAAUUUGAUCGAAGCAUUGUUCUCAUGUGAGAUUUUCCUGUUGUGGUUACCUGUAGGUUUGUGGCGGAUCGAGGGAUGAAGGUGGGUAUGGCGGUUUGGAUUUCCAGGAAUUUUGCAGUGUUGGGUUUGAAGCUGCCGUAAUUGGUAGAGGGGGAGAAAUUCUCUCGAGGGAGGAAUCGGAUACAUCCAGAUGCAGUUACAUUUCGCGGCUGACUUCUUGUUGGGUGAAGAAUCUGACGACCUAAGAUGGGCUGCGUGGCCAUGGAAGUCUCCUCAAAGGACCUUCAGCUAGUACUGAAUAUGCUGGGGUCGAUACCAUUCUUACAGCGGCUACCGGCAGAGUCGUUUCAGCAGAUAACUCAAGUUUCUCAACUACAGCACUUCGAGAAAGGUGAGCCGAUAGUUAAAGCAGGCGAAGCAGGUGAAGGACUGUAUAUUAUUUGGAAGGGCGAGUCUGAAGUUUUAAGGAUAUUAGAGGAGACCAAGGUGGAGCAACUUCCACCGGUUCUGAGGAAGGGCGAUCAGUUUGGGCAUGCUUGUCUUGGACCAAGAAAGCAACUCCACAGUCACGAUAUAGUUGCUCGCUCAGAGGUUUCGUGUAUUAUUAUUCCACAUUGCGAAGCUCAACUGCUUUCUCCAACAUCGACAUGGAGACAUCACCCUGAAGAACUGACUUUAGUGGAAUGUCUCUUACAGCUAGAAUUUAUAAAGGAUGAUUUGUUUCGAUUCAACCCCAUGGCUGAGGCACCUUCAUUUUGGAACAACAUGUAUGGAGGUCACAUAGUAGGCCUGGCUUUAGGAGCUGCAUGCAAGACGGUUGAUCCUGCUCUUGUUGUCCACAGCCUUCAUUCGUACUUUAUCUACUCCGGGACUCCAAGUCUACCUGUCAAUUACAAGGUGGAGAGGAUUCGGAAUGGUCACACAUUUGCAACGAGACAUGUGCAAGCCAUACAGAAAGGGAAAAUAAUCUUCGCCUUGUAUGCAUCUUUUCAGAGGGCAGAAAAGGGACUGGAGUAUCAAUAUCCGAUGCCUACUAUGCCUACACCCAAUGAGCUUCCCACUUACGAGGACUUGCUGGGGCCGCUUUGCGAUGACAAACGCUUGUCUAAGCACAAUCAGCAGGCAUCUUCAUCGAGCUUGAGAAUGAACCAAACAUUGGACCUGAAGUAUCACAACCGUAGAAGCCCAUUGUCUCUGGAACCUCAAGAGCCUCGGCAGAGAGUGUGGAUGCGGACAAGAGGAAAGCUUAGCGAUGAUCUGGCCCUUCAUAGGUGUGCCGCAUGUUACGCUUUUGAUUGGUCCUUUUUGGAGACAGCAUUAGGGCCUCACAACAAGUUGGUGAAUAAAUAUCCCAUAGUUGGCCUCAGCCUUGAUCAGUCGGUAUGGUUUCACCGACCAUUUCGGGCAGAUGAGUAUCUUCUCGUUGUGAUGGAGAGUCCUCGUGCAUGUGACGGACGUGCAUUGUGCGUUGCUCGAGUCUACACAGAAAAUGGCGAGCUAGUGGCCUCCCUUGCUCAAGAAGGAACACUCCGAGUAUUUGUCUCACCAGAAGAUGAAAAAUCUCUGGUUUCCAAGCUCUAAACAUAUCCUCUGGGCAAACUGAGGCCCAGUUUCUAGCACUGACAUGUUAAAAUGCUUUCUCACUUUUUUUCUUUUUUUUCUUUUUUUAAUUCUUUCAUAAUCUUCCAUCCCAAGAGUAGAGUGGAUUGGAUUUUGUGACACCUCUUUACUUCAUUCAUGUUUUGUUCAUCUUGAUGUAUCACAAGAAGGUAUCGUGCCAGUCGAAAUUUUAGUUCCAUUAAAGUAAAAAUGUUGUUUAAUGAAACAUGGUAGUACAGCUAUGCUUAUUACUAUUGAUUCCUAGCAAACCUGGACAUAUUUCUAAAAUCAUUAUUUUUCGAAUCAAAUCAUCGAUUUUAACAAUUUUAAUUUUUUGAAGGCUGUUUAAGCUGCUGGAUAUUUACUAAA